This is a messenger RNA of Leopardus geoffroyi (Geoffroy's cat), 2028 nucleotides long. RefSeq names its product golgi associated RAB2B interactor family member 3 (gene GARIN3). The coding region runs from base 111 to 1922 and encodes 603 amino acids. Gene Ontology annotation, cellular component: nucleus. The transcript is spliced from 2 exons. Lineage: Eukaryota; Metazoa; Chordata; Mammalia; Carnivora; Felidae. The record is from RefSeq and is a predicted model, not a curated record.
AAUGCGGUGGUGGGAAGAGAUUUAGGCAGAGCCCUGUAGGGAGAUGGGCAGUUGCCUUCACUCCCUCUCUCUCUCAAGGACUCGAUUUGUGGCUGGUGGAGCUGUCUCAAAUGAAGAGAACCGUGAGCAGCGAGUAUUUGUUACCUUAUUACACGGCCCACAGCUACCGUUCAAUGGGCGUGUUCAAUACCUCCAUGGGGGAACUGCAACGACAACUGUACAAGGGAGGAGAGUAUGACAUUUUCAAAUACGCACCUAUGUUUGAAAGCGACUUUAUUCAGAUCAGCAAAAAAGGAGAGGUGAUUGAUGUACACAACCGUGUCCGAAUGGUGACUGUGGGCAUUGCAUCCACCAGCCCCAUCCUCCCUUUACCUGAUGUCAUGCUACUGGCUCGACCAACAAAAGUCUGUGAGGAGCAUGCCAGACAUGCCCGGACCACCAAGGGGAGAGGUCGCAAGCCCAUGAAGACCCUGGAGCUCACCAGGCUACUUCCUUUAAAGUUUGUCAAGAUCUCCAUUCAUGAUCGCGAGAAACAGCAGCUGCGCCUAAAGCUGGCCACUGGCCGCACUUUCUAUCUGCAGCUGUGUCCCUCUUCAGAUGCACGAGAAGACCUAUUUUGCUACUGGGAAAAACUUGUCUAUCUCCUGAGACCACCAGUGGAUAGCUGCAGCAGUACCCCGACACUGCGAACUGGGGAUGAAGCCACCUUAGAGGAUGACAAAAGCCUAGUGACCCCAGAGCUCCAUGGAGAAGGGGAUCAGGAUAAGUUUAGUCUUCACAAGCCUCAUGAGGUGUCUAGAGCCACCUCUUCUGGUUACGCUGGGAGAGAGGGAAUCCAUCAUGCCCACCACAGAAUGCCUGGUUCACCUGCGGUCCUGAAGACUUCAGGGACUACUGAAGGAGCAGCAUCCAGGUCAGCCACAGGCAUGGCAGUAGCAGGGACAGCAACGAGUGCUACAACAGGCUUAGCAGUGUCAGGGGCAGGGGCAGGAACGAGGCCUUCCUCCGGUGCUCAGAGCAUAUCGGCAACCAGGGCUAUAGGUCCAGGCCAGGUAAACACAGUGGCCCUGGCUGGAGCCGCCGCCAAAUGUCCGGGAGAAAGUGGAUCCAACAAGGCCAUUGCAGGUGUUGUCAAUAUAUCCUCAGAGGGUACGAACGUGGCCUUGGGCACUGCAAGCACAUCCUCGGUAGGUAAUUCCACAGUAACAACAGGAACUGCCAAUCUCUCCUCAGCGAGCAGCAUGAGUGUGGUGUUUGCAGGUGCAGUGAUGACUGGCAUACCUACUGGGAAAGACCCAGUAGCAGCACCCCUCGUCUCAACCUUGCAGAGUGAAGGCUACAUGUGUGAACGGGAUGGAAGCCAGAAGGUCUCCCAGCCCAGUGCUGAAACCCGGAAGGGAAAAAAAGAAAGAAGAGAAAAGAAAGAUAGAACUUCCAGUAGGAAAAGUUCCCAUCACCACAGGACAGGUGAAAGUCACCACAGGAUGGGAGGGAACAAGUCGACCCAGAAAUCAUCCUCCCACCAGUCCUUAUCCAGCCAUGACAAAAGAGAUGACAAAAAGGAGAAAGGGCAGAGCCAUGUAAGAAAGAGAGGACACCACUCUCACAAGAGUGGCAGCUCUGUGGCAAAGGAGUCAAGGACAGCUCACAAAUUGGGGAAGAUAAAAUCUGCAAACAGUUCAGGUACUGUAAGUAAGAAAUCCAGUAAAAUUGGUUCUUUCUUCAAGAGCUUGAAAGUCAUUUCUGGUUCAAAAGCGGCAGCCACAACACACAAUAGGGAGUUGGACUUCGUGGCUAAGACCGUAGAGAAGCGCAACAUAGAGGCCAAGAUAGAGAAAGCCCAGGAUGGCCAGGAGGAUAUCUGUAGUACCCUGACAUCUGAGACAAUGGAGACAAUAAUCUUUGAAGCCAAAUCCAUUUAAAUAGGAGACCGGACAGGAAGCUGCAGCGGAGACCCAGCCUCGGGGAAACAUCCCUAGAGAGUCAAUUCCAGCUUUCUCUAAUAAAGGAAACCAUGCAACUCCAAAA